Messenger RNA from Gongylonema pulchrum, 120 nucleotides. The record is from the annotation of a GenBank genome assembly. NCBI's taxonomy places the organism in Eukaryota, Metazoa, Nematoda, Chromadorea, Rhabditida, Gongylonematidae.
UUGGUUCAGAUGGCUCCUCAAUAUUACGAUAUGUCGACGUUUCCGGAUUGUGAUGCCAAAAGGAAGCUGCAGCAUACAAUCUCAGCGUUACAGGCACUACGGGCCGCACGCGGUUUAUGA